AUGUCUUUCAAAAUCUAUGAUUUAACUGUUCUUUGUCCUACAGGCAUGAUGAUGGGGCCCCCACCAAACAUUAUGAUUCCAGCUGGCCUUCCUCCAGGACUGGCAUAUCUUGCCACCCUCAAUGAGGUUCAGAUUCAUCAGAUCAUGGAGAUUGCAGAAAUAUUGAUUGGUUGGGAGAGAAACAACAGAUAUGACAUUUGUAACAACCAGAGCCAGAAGUUCAUGUUUGCUAAAGAAGACACUGACUGCUGCACACGGCAGUUUUGUGGCACUGCCAGACCAUUUGUCAUGAAUGUGACUGACAAUGCUGGACAGCAGUUGAUGAUGAUGAAGCGGCCUUUCCGCUGCCAAGCCUCGUGCAUGUGGUGUUGUUGCUUGCAGGAGAUGGAGAUUGAGUCCCCUCCGGGAGUAUUGCAGGGCACAGUGAAGCAAGUGUGGACAUGUUGGACCCCCAAGUACAGAGUGUACAACUCACAAAACCAGUGUGUGUUCACCAUCUUAGGUGACUGCUGCUACUGCAAGUGCUGCGCGGAUGUGGUCUUUAGGGUGUUUGACGGUGAUGGUGAGGCAAAUGAAGUGGGUCAGAUUGUCAAACACUGGGGCGGAUGUCGAGAGCUGUUUGGUGGAGCUAAUGAUUUCAGCUUGAAGUUCCUGGCAGAUAUGGAUUUGAUGCGGAAGAUGCUGCUGUUUGGUGCAACAUUCCUCAUUGAUUUUAACUACUUUGAGUACAGAGGAAACAACUAG
This is a messenger RNA of Candidula unifasciata, 744 nucleotides long. Lineage: Eukaryota; Metazoa; Mollusca; Gastropoda; Stylommatophora; Geomitridae. The record is from the annotation of a GenBank genome assembly.